Molecule: messenger RNA, 9968 nt
Organism: Asterias rubens (European starfish)
Lineage: Eukaryota; Metazoa; Echinodermata; Asteroidea; Forcipulatida; Asteriidae
Product: nitric oxide synthase, brain-like
Exons: 26
Coding region: 789-5846 (1685 amino acids)
Biological process (GO): nitric oxide biosynthetic process
Molecular function (GO): FMN binding; protein binding; nitric-oxide synthase activity
Source: RefSeq, a predicted model, not a curated record
UUAUGAGAGACAGAGUGUCGUGUGGUUUCGAGAUCAUUACUUGUCGACUACCCGCGCAGGACCGUUUUGAGUCUAGACCUUACGCAUCGGAUUUGCGUGGUUGAGGUAAGGGCUGGGCAACAUUCAACGUCUCUUUCUGGACCCAAGUACAGUACUGAGCGAAGUUUGCCCCAAUGCUGUAAGUGGCGCGUUAAUCGCCACUCACGACUCAAGAUUCUGCCGGAUUGGAAAAACUCUUCCUGGAUUUCUAUUAAACACAGCGGUCCCAUCAUUCUCAACAAGGAAUACCUAAACUAUGAACACUUCACUCAAGUGGAGACUACGUAAUUUGAGCGUCCCCUCAAUCAAGUCAUUAAACGUCAACAGCCGUCAACUGGUAGUGAGGUUAUCCCAACGUUGAACAGUGUCAACUACGCAUAGAACCGUAGCGUAAUAGGCACCACGUGCUUGCUGCUCAGGUCAGUGUUCGGUUGACUGUCGUUAACGCCAAUUUGUCCAUGGUACAUUGGAUGCUGUGUCAUCUGUGAACCUUUGGAAUGUGCCAAUUAAGACGUGAAGCCAAGCCACUGUUAUCGUUAUCACUGUAAAAUAGUGAUGCCAAGUUGACGGAGUUACUCAUCUAACAAUACUGUAUAUCUUGAUAAAUCAACUGGACAUACACAUUAUCAGUGACCAUUUAUCAACUUUUAUCCAAACACAAUUUGUCCUCAAAUUCAGACAAUCCAUAAAAAAAACGAUCGCCCAUGUUCUUCAAAUCUUAACUUUUGGGACCAUUGCGACCACCAGCCAUGGAUAACGAACCCAACACGUUCACCGUGCGCCUUUUCAAAAGACCGCCACACGGACUUGGAUUCUUAGUGCGCAAGCGCAAAACCAACCCUCCAGUCAUUAUAUCUGACCUGAUACCAGAUGGAGUCGCGGACCAAUCAGGUCUGAUCCAAGUAGGGGAUAUACUCUUAGGUGUGAACGGGGUACAGCUAACCGAUGUGCCCUAUUCGACGGCUUUGGAGGUGUUGAGGAGUGUACCGAUGGAUUCCCCUACCGUGUUGGUCAUGCGAGGGCCCGACGGGUACAGGACACGCCUUGAGAGUAUAUUGACCCCGGAUGGAUCAGUUAAAGUAGUCCGUGUGACUGAGGAGCCUAACACCGAUUCACUACCACGGGAUAAAGGGGUGGGGAAGAAGCACAAGGGUCAGAGGGAUGUUGGGAAUAGCCCCCCACCGGUGGGGAACUCGGUGCCGUGUUGGCAACAGCGCAGCACCACACCCACCUACGAUGGGAAUGCUUAUAAUAGUCAAGGGUCUAAUUAUGGAUCAGCGCGUGGGAGAGCUACUGAGGGUUCCUAUCGCUAUGCUAGCCCCAUACGCAGCAGCAGCACCAGCAGGACCAGGAGGGACUCAAGCCGCUCCCCUGCCCGUGCCAGCUUGCCCGGUAGCCCCGUCCGGGGUUACCCGGGCCCAUACCGUGACCCAUCAGCCUGCUGCUGCACCCCUGCCCGGCACCAGCACUCCAACACCGCGCCCGAUUUCCAAAACGUCUUAGCGUGGAACGGCACUUUCCCACGGGAUGUAUACCAGUUCCGAGUCGGCAUCGAAGACCUUUACAAUUUCGACAGCAGCCCCCGACCGUCUGUCGACUUCGAUUACGAGAGCGAUCGAGUCCAGUCAAAGAACUGUGUUGUCCCGCACCUGGAUGGCUCACGGGAGAAGCUCAUGAGUGAAUCGGUGGGCACACAAUGGCCGGAACGCGUCAUUUUUGUGCAAGGCUCGUCGCCUCCGUCAGAGACUAUAACACCGUCACCCGUGAAUGGGGUUGACCUCUGUGUGAAAGUCACUGAAACUGAGCCACGACUACAUAUAGGGAGGCACAACAACGCCACUCAGAUCACUACAGUGGCAACUAGCCCCGAGCCAACAACCAUGUCCACCACUAUGUCCACCAGCGUGAAGCUCACUCAAAAUGGCCACACCAACCUAUCAACGGACAUAUGCCCAGUACCUAAAGACACCUACAAGGGGGAUCUUAUAUCUGCAGAAGUCAACAACAAUUCCAUGAAGCCGGUUAAGGUUCAGACCGCUGAGAUUGAAGUGCAGACUGAACUUGCUGGACCGCAAGUCAACAGCCAUCAGUCGUCGGGUAAUCAUUCAUCGAGCAAUGGAGCGGGAAAACCAAAGUUUGUCCGCCUGAAGAAUCUUCUGGAUGGGAAGCAAACGACGGACACUCUCCACCAGAAAGCCAAAAUUCCGUUACAAUGUUCAGAAAGUCGGUGUAUGGGAUCCAUCAUGUUUCCUCCAAGAAAGGCAGGACCCCGCCCCAAGGAGAUUGUCUUAGAACAGGCCACGGAUUUCAUCAACCAGUACUACACCCACAUAAAGAGAGUGGACACGCCCGCCCACAAAAAGCGAUUACAAGCCGUGGUCGAUUCCAUUGAGAAGAAAGGCACCUACGACCUGACGGAGACGGAACUCAUCUUGGGCGCCAAAACCGCAUGGAGAAAUGCGCCUCGCUGUAUAGGCAGAAUACAAUGGACUAAACUUCAGGUUUUUGAUGCACGCAACACAAGCAGUGCCCAUCAGAUGUUUGAUGCCAUCUGCAAUCACAUGAGCUACGCAACAAACAAAGGCAACCUCAGAUCUGCUAUCACGAUAUUUCCGCAUCGCACGGACGGUCUGCAUGACUUUCGAGUAUGGAAUGGUCAGCUGAUUGGAUAUGCGGGUUACAAGCAACCUGAUGGCUCUAUCAUUGGUGACCCGGCCGGGGUGGAAUUCACAGAGGUGUGUAUGAAGAUGGGAUGGCAACCAGCCAAGCAGGGAUCGUGGGAUGUCCUCCCACUUGUUCUCCAAGCAAACGGCGAGGAUCCCGAGUUAUUCAACAUCCCACCUGGACUGGUCCUGGAGGUCGAGAUGUCCCACCCCAAGUAUGAUUGGUUUGCUGAGCUUGGUAUAAAGUGGUAUGCACUUCCCGCCGUUUCGUCAAUGAUGCUCGACUUAGGGGGUCUGGAAUUCAUAGCCUGUCCGUUCAAUGGGUGGUACAUGGUCACUGAGAUUGGUGCUCGAGACAUUUGCGAUCCGAACAGAUUGAAUUAUCUGGAGGAAAUUGGCAGGAAAAUGGGUCUGGAUACCAACAGCAACGCUUCACUUUGGAAGGAUAGGGCACUCGUUGAAGCUAACGUAGCUGUUAUCUACAGUUACCAGAAAAAAAAUGUGACCAUUACCGAUCACCACUCAGCAGCCGAAUCAUUCUUGAAGCACAUGGAGAACGAACAACGCCUGCGCGGUGGAUGCCCGGCUGAUUGGGUGUGGGUUGUUCCGCCUAUUUCGGGGAGUAUCACCCCCGUGUAUCAUCAGGAGAUGUUAAACUAUCAGCUCAAGCCGUCUUAUGAGUAUCAAGAUCCACCAUGGGUUAAUCAUGUAUGGCAGAACAAAACGGACUCGUCCACCUCACAGCAGACUCGUAGACGAAGACGCACCUUCAAGGAAGUGGCUAAGGCUGUAAAGUUUUCGGCAAAGCUGAUGGGCAAAGCUCUGGCAAAGCGUUUCAAAGCCACUAUCCUCUACGCCACAGAGACCGGACGCUCAGAAAAAUAUGCCAAGUCACUCUGCGAAAUCUUCAAACACGCCUUCGAUGCAAAGGUCAUGUGUAUGGAGGAAUACGAUGUUGUGCAUCUCGAACAUGAGACUUUACUCUUGAUUGUUACCAGUACGUUCGGUAAUGGAGAUGCACCAGAGAAUGGCGAGGAGUUUGGUCGAUACCUGAUGGACCUUGCCCGUGAUUCCAGCGACGACCAGCCCGAGAGUCGAGCUCUUCGCUUUGACAAAUACUUCGCAGCGCCCUCUACGCCAAGUCAGCGUACAGCUGGAGCCUCCAAUUUGGAUGACAGCUCUGGUGUACUAGCUAAUGUUAGAUUUGCAGUGUUUGGACUGGGUUCCACGGCUUACCCCAAUUUCUGCGCCUACGCCCGUGCCAUGGACACCCUGAUGGGUAACCUUGGAGGGGAGAGGAUUAUGACAAUGGGUGAAGGUGAUGAGCUGAGUGGACAGGAAGAGUCUUAUCGUAGAUGGGCUCAAGAAGUCUUCAAGCAAGCGUGUGAUACCUUCUGUGUAGGUGAGGGUAUUGACAUGACCGAAGCCAAUGCUUCCCUUAUGGAGAACGAGCAGUCCUGGACGGCCGAUAAAUUCCGUGAAACAUUGGAGGACUCUCACCCAGCCGUGGAGAUGUGCGAAGGACUGUCCAAACUCCAUGGGAAGAAAGUGUUUCCCUGCCCACUACUCACCAGGAAGAAUCUGCAGUCAGCUGAAUCGAGUCGUUCAACCAUCCUCAUACACAUGGACACCCAAGGUGCAUCUGAACUUCUCUAUGAGCCAGGCGAUCACGUGGCAAUCUGCCCUGGGAACGAGGUUGAUUUGGUGAACAGAAUAAUCAAACGAGUUGAUCUUAAGGAGAAGUCACCAGAUGCUGUCAUCAAAGUGGAGUUUAUGCACGUCAAACAGACGCCUCUCGGCGUGAUGAAGGCUUGGAUACCAACCGAUCGUCUUCCACUGUGCUCACUGCGAGUCGCCCUGGAGCGAUACCUGGAUAUAACAAUGCCACCAUCGCCCAACUUUUUGCGUCAACUUGCUGGCAUGGCAACCGAUGAUAAACAGAAGAGGACCUUGGACUUGUUGAGUAAAGACACUCGAAGCUACGAGGAAUGGAAGUUUGACCUGAGCCCCAACCUUGCUGAAGUAUUGGAAGAGUUUUCCUCUGCUAAGCCUCCUGCUUCGUUCCUGAUGACGGAAUUACCACUCCUCAAGCCUCGCUUUUACUCCAUCAGCUCCAGUACCAAAAUGUACCCUGGUGAGAUCCACGCUACGGUGGCUGUUGUCAAUUACCGCACCAAAGGUGGUGAAGGUCCUUUGCAUCAUGGUGUCUGCUCGUCCUGGCUCAACAAUCUCAAGAUGCAAACAGAUAUCCCUGCUUUCAUUCGAGCUGCCCCUAACUUCCAUCUACCAGAGCAGCGUCCAGAGCCCAUCAUAAUGGUUGGUCCGGGCACAGGUAUUGCUCCAUUCCGAAGCUUCUGGCAACAGCGGCAAAUAGACAUGCGCAUGGCUAAGGACCUCGGGAGAAAUAACUUCGGUGAUAUGACGUUAGUAUUUGGCUGCAGGAAGUCCACCUUGGAUGAUCUGUACAGAGUAGAAACGGCAGAGGCUGCAUCGGAAGGUGCCCUGAGUGAGGUUUUGACUGCAUUGUCAAGGGAACAAGGGAAACCCAAGAAAUACGUCCAACAUAUUCUGAAGGAGAGAGGUAAACACAUGUUCAAAUGUAUCAACGAAAAAGGUGGCCAUUUUUAUGUUUGUGGUGACGUCUCCAUGGCAGCGGAUGUGUGUAAUACUAUUGAGAUGAUUGUCUCCGAACAAGGAAAUAUGACACCAGAACAGGCAAAGAGCUACGUCAUCUCUUUGAGGGAUCAGAACCGUUACCACGAGGAUAUCUUCGGCGUCACCCUCCGGACUGAAGAGGUCAAGAACAAAGUCCGUAGUGCUAUGAGAAGGGCACAGGUGUACAUCACUGGAGCAGACAGUAGGUUGACACCUGCUAUAAAGACAGAUAACAACGAGGUGAUGGGUAGUAAAGGCACCAUCCAUACGAAGUCGGUCGAAGAUAUCAGGAACAAUAAGACGGAUGCUGAGCUUAACCGUCCACCGUCUCCUACCUCUGAGUUGAUGCAGACAAAACAGCCGCGCAUGAGCAGACGCUCCAUCACGGCCACUGUGCUUAUGAGUGAAGAUGAGCUCAGGGAACUCAAUCGGACAUUUGAAGAGAAGUCUCAGUCCAACGGCAAAGUCAACGGACACCCGGAAAAGUGAAAGCCGUAACUUCACUUGUGUUAUAACUUGAUGCACAGUUCAGAGACGCUGAGGGCGUUCAGUAACUUCACCAAUGGGGUAUCAGCAAAGAUCAGCCAUCUUGUCUAGUUUCUGAUGGAACACCUGGUAUAGUUUUGUCUUCAACCUCAAAUGCACCAUGCUUUUAAAAUCCAACAUGGCUGCCGAGGACGUGGGUUAGUGUAAGUAGAAAUCAACAAAUGUAAGUUUUAAGUGGUUAGUUUACGCUGGUUGGAUCCGGUUAGAACUGGUAUCAGGAAUGGGUCAAGAUUAAUGGUGACUGCCCGACACGGCGUCGGAUGGGCAGUUUGCGUAAAAAGCCAACUUAAAAAACCUUGUCAUCUUUUAGUGUUUGAUAACACACUAUUUGUAGGCUUUUACCUGAAUCUAUGUUAAUGUAGAUUUAUAUUUCAAUUUGCUCUCUAAUUGAAAAGAUUUUAAGAUAGUAGUCUUUUUAGAACAGUAGCAUGUAUAAUAUUAUUGUUGUCAAAUGUAAUGUUUUCAAUUUUAUAAAAAAAUAAAUUACUUUUUUGUACAAAGAACUAAAUUAUAUGACUGUUUGCUAAAGCUUUCCUACUGUGAACAUUCCCUGAGAGCAAGCAAUUGUAUGUAUUACCUAAAAGAUUUUUGAUUGACCACUUUUCAGGACGUUUUAAAUGUUGUUGAAUAAUGUCUUUAUUGUGGUAAAUUGGUGCAGUAACCAAGUGUUGAAUGUCUCAAAAUAAGGGAAAAACAUAAAGCUGCCGGCAGUUUCUAUUGGAUGACGUCAUUCGUGACGUAACAGAUAUAAAUGCAAGGGUAUCGGGCCAGUGUGUAUUGAUGGAGCAGUAAGUGCGGCCUAGUUGCGUUAUAGGCGAGCGGGCUAACGGUGAAAAGUUUGAAAAUCCAAUAGGGAUACGUGUGUAAAUUUGGGCGGGUAAAUAAUUUUUCGCUUGAGGUUUUGUAAAUACAAAUAUUAAUAUGUUGUGCAUGUACACUUAGUGGUUGUCUUAGACAAGCAUGCGGUCUGUCUUUUGUGCUGUACAUACGUAAGAAGUGUUUCUAUGUCCAUGGUAAUUUCUCUUUAAAAUAGAUUAACAGUAUUUUGAUCUCUUUUUUUAUUACGCUGUAGGGUGAUGAUUAUACAAAAAUUAUCAAACUUUUUAUUAUUAAUCCUUGAUUUUUGGUGGACGUGCCUUUAUGUGGCGUGCCCAGUGAGUUGUUCUUUUUGGGGACAAAUGAGUGCAAUUUGCUUAAAACCCCUAUACACUGUUUUGGGGAAAAACAAAACAAGUUAAGACUUCUAUGCAAAUAAGCCUCGUUUGUCCUUGGAGAGACUACUCUGGCCGAAUCCGCCAAUCGGGAUCGGUUUCUGGUAUCAAUGGUGCUGUUUAUAUGCCUCUCUGUACCACAACCGCUCCUGCCUGCAAAUAGCGUUCCAUCGACCAAUCAGAUGAGAGCUUUAUUGCGAAAGUAGUCGCCAUGUUUUAUUGUGAACAUAGACGCAACACAAGUGGUGUGGUGGCACAUUUCCAAUCCCAUUACUUAUAGAUUAUAGGCCUAAUUAAACCAAACCCGUAAAAUGUAUCUUGCAUUUUCUCAGCAUGAUGACUGAGUGAUACCAGCUAAAUUUUGUACAUAAUUUAAGGCGGGAAAUGAACAGUUUCCUGCCAUCACAUUUAUGAACAUGUUUUCAAAAUGGUGCCCGUUGUUUGUAAAAGACGCGCGCUGUCGGAGGAUGGAACGAGAGCGGUGCCGUGCAUAGGUAAAACUUAUUCAAAUAAUUGUACAAGAGUAGAAGCAGUAUUUAAGUUUUCGUACACGUGUGAAUAUUUAAUUGGUUUUAAUUAUUGGUAUACAAGCUAAAGAUUUGAUCAAAUUAAUUACUUAAAAUUAUUGGAACAUUUUAAGAUUCAUAAUUCGUUUAAUGAACUUUGUACAUAAAUGCAUGAAAAUUGCUGUUUGUAUAUUUUGAUUUGAAAUUACUACCUUUUAACCAUUUUGUUCAUAAGAUAUUUAUCAGAAAAUUAGAUAUUCUAUUCGCUAUCAAGUAGCAAUAUUAGUAAUAAUAAUAUAUUGUCAAUGUUGAUGUUUAAACACUUUCUUAAUUUUUUGAAUUGUUGGCGUAGGUUUUAGCGAAUAAUUAUACAUUGUGAUUUUUUAUCUCAACUGUGGACGGUAUAACUCACUGUGGUUUGUUUUUAUAAGAAUAGUUGGUCAAGUAUAAAUGGCGAUGUAUUGUUAUUAUACAGAGGAGGAGCAGGACAUUGACCAAUACUCAUCAUAGGUUUCGGGCCAGACGAUUGGCUGUUACACUCAUUUAAAAUAUGGUAUUUUGCUAGCAUUAAAACAAGCAUUAUGCCCAACUUCAUGCUGUGAGGGGAUAGCUUUUAAUGAGAGUUGUUUUAAUGGAAGACCUUUUAAAAACACUAAUGUCAAAGAUGAAUUGUCAAAGAUGGCACUGCUUUACAUAGCGUCAUCCACUGGUAAGCAAAGUCUUAAAAUAAGACAACUCCUCUAUAGCUGAGACCUUGGAAACAAAUUGCUGAGCGGUUCACAGUUUGUUGUAUACCUCAAAUUAGCCAGUACAAAACCAUACUAGUAUGGUUUUUAUCCGAAUAAAUUCAAUCAAUUAGUCGAUCAUGGCUAACUACUUCCGUCAUAGUCCAGGUCCAAUAUUGGACAACAUUUGUUUGAUGACAGACCUGAGAUUUUUGUGUACAAAGGCAAUGGAUCUGCACGAUCAAGAAUUUUGCUAUUCUUUCAUUAAUAAGGUAAAGUUCAAAUAAUUAUUUAUGUGGUAUGUAAUAUAGUAAUCAUUAAUGAAGUCGUUUCGAAAUACUUACUUUUCUAUAGACUCAUUUUGUUGGUUCUUGUUUUAUGAUGAACAUUUUUAUCCGAAUAAUUAUUGUAAAAAAGGGUCUUGUGCGAGUAGAAUUCCACUUUUAUCUUUACAGAGUAAUGUUUUAGAGAAAAGGAAAAAGUAAGUUUGCGAGUUGUGAGGGCUCGAGCCAUGUGACAGACAUUGUUCACACAAUGGCGGGGCAAACUGGAACUAGUCUGGCCCCUCGUUUUGUAUGGUAUAUCUGCAUGCAUUACUCGUACGUGCAUACAGGUUAUCACACAAAAUGGUUGCAAAGUGGCAAGAGUAGGCUUUCUACAACCUUAAUAUUUCUCAUGCCUUUGUGACAAGAAAACGAACCUGUGCGAGCCGGCACACUGGUCAGUGUAUAAAAAAUAACCCGCAAAAGCCUUCUGCGCAUGACCGGGUGUACUACGUGUCUUGGCAAUAUGAAUGUUUUGACAGUUCUGAUUGGAUGUUUCAAAAUGUCGUCUAAAGUAGAAUAUAUAACGAAAUUUUGUAUUUCGUUUUUGGUUUUGUUUUUAAUUUUCAUUGGCAUUUGCCUAUUGGUUUAAUCUUCAUUUCCAAAAUUAAAGACACUGGACACUAUUGGUAAUAUUGUCAAAGACCAGUCUUCUCACUUGGUGUAUCUCAUCAUAAUAUGCAUAAAAUAACAAACCUGUGAAAGUAUGAUCUCGAUUGGUCGUCGGAGUAUUGGGCCCAUGUUGGCCUACCACAAAAGGGAUACACUAAAAAAUUGAUUUUUAAAGUAAGUCAUAUUACAUUUGGUGAAUUCAAUCUCAGUUUGAGGCAAAAUUCAAAUACAAUUUCAGCACAAAUUUUAGUAUGACGAGAUUCUGCUUAUAGAUCAGUCCACUUAACCAAGUAGGUCUACCACUCUGGGAUCACUUGAAAAUAAAUCAAUAUACGAAUGAUUUUGAACGCCAUAUGGGGAGGAUGGUUUCAAAAAUUUAAUGUUUUUCUUACUUUGAAUCCAUAAAAUUUCAACUUUCUUUGCCUUUAAAUAACCAUAUUUUAUUGGGUAAUAGACCAUCAUAAUUUUACCAACUUUUCUUGAUAAUAUUUACAUAGUAUAUUGUCAUUAAUCAAAUUUACCGUUCUAAUUAAUUAACUUUAUCAUGUCAAUCGGUGUUGUAUUGUGUAAGUGACUUAAUGUUAUUGCACUAGGGUUAUUUGCUUAACCAUUUAAUAAUUAUUUAACAAAAAAUGGAUGAUAAUUUCUUGUUCUGAUCAAUAAAUUUAUUCGUCAUCUUUAAAUCUCA